Molecule: messenger RNA, 2290 nt
Organism: Cottoperca gobio
Lineage: Eukaryota; Metazoa; Chordata; Actinopteri; Perciformes; Bovichtidae
Product: protein Wnt-2b-A
Exons: 5
Coding region: 59-1234 (391 amino acids)
Biological process (GO): cell fate commitment; multicellular organism development; canonical Wnt signaling pathway
Cellular component (GO): extracellular region
Molecular function (GO): frizzled binding; cytokine activity
Source: RefSeq, a predicted model, not a curated record
GCCCCCUGAAAUCUUGUAUUUUUUGGAAACGUUUUGGUGGUUGAAAAAGCGCAAAGCCAUGUUGGGUUUAAAAAGGAUUCUGAGCAUCCGGGCUGCCCGGAUUCGGAGCUGUGGUUCGCCGGGAGCCAAACUCUCACCUCGGUCUUCUUCAUGCCAAAACCCCGGUGCCAGUUCGAGGAUUUACUGUGCGUGUCUGUUGCUGCUGCUGCUGGUGACGCCUCGGGUGGACUCUUCAUGGUGGUACAUUGGUGCACUGGGAGCCCGUGUGAUCUGCGACAACAUCCCGGGCCUGGUGAACAAGCAGCGGCAACUCUGCCAGCGCCAUCCAGACAUCAUGCAGGCCAUCGGCGAGGGAACCAAAGAGUGGAUCAGAGAAUGCCAGCACCAGUUCAGACACCACCGCUGGAACUGCAGCACACUGGACCGCGACCACACCGUGUUUGGACGUGUCUUGCUACGGAGUAGUCGUGAAGCAGCAUUCGUCUACGCCAUCUCCUCAGCAGGAGUGGUGUAUGCGCUCACUCGUGCCUGCAGCCAGGGGGAGCUGAAGACGUGUAACUGCGACCCACACAAGCGUGGACGGGCUAGCGAUGACAGAGGAGAGUUUGACUGGGGUGGUUGUAGCGAUAAUAUCAACUAUGGGAUAAAGUUUGCCAAAGCCUUCAUAGAUGCCAAAGAGAGGACUGUCCGAGAUGCACGGGCGCUCAUGAACCUACACAACAACCGCUGUGGCAGAACGGCAGUGAAGCGGUUUAUGAAGCUGGAGUGUAAAUGUCACGGUGUGAGCGGCUCUUGCACGCUGCGGACAUGUUGGAUGGCCAUGUCAGAUUUCAGGAAGACCGGGGACUACCUGAGGAGGAAAUACAAUGGGGCCAUCGAGGUGACGAUGAAUCAGGAUGGGACAGGCUUCGCUGUAGCUAACAAAGCCUUCAGGAAGGCCACCAAGAACGACCUGGUCUACUUUGAGAACUCACCGGAUUACUGCCUACAAGACAAAACAGCAGGCUCCCUGGGCACGGCUGGGCGGGUCUGCAAUAAGACAUCACGCGGCACAGAUGGCUGUGAGGUCAUGUGCUGUGGGCGGGGCUACGACACCACCAGAGUCAAGCAAAUCACCAAGUGCGAAUGCAAGUUCAAAUGGUGCUGCGCCGUGGAGUGUAAGGACUGUGAGGAAGCUGUGGACAUACACACGUGCAAAGCUCCCAAACGAGCUGAAUGGUUGGAACAGACCUGAGGACACGCCCCCUCUGCCCCCUGUAAUGCAACCCCAUCCCUUUUCCCUUUACAGGACAUCCUGUGGAACAUGGCAUUCUGGGAAAGUUUGUCCGAAAGUGCUCUGCGUUUCCGCCCUCCCCUGCCCCCACCUCGGUUCAUCAUUGCAUGGCUUUUCUACCUGUCUCUGUGAAAGCACUAGAAUUCAGUACCCAUCAAUAUGAAUUAACACCCAUUAGCCCCUGUUUGUGAAUAGCCCUGUGACUGAACUGCUGGGAUCAGAUGUUGAACGGUGAAACCAGUGAACAAUUUGGGAUUCGGGUGGAUUGGGCUUUUAUUGAAGAUUCAGUCCAGACAGCUUUUUUUUCUAGCGUGUGGUUCUGGGUUAAAAAUGGUUUUCUGCUUUCAUGAUGCUUUAAAGACACAUUUUUACAUUAACUGAGCCUUCAAACGUAUCCAGUAUUAAUACAAAGACAUCAUAUACUCACAUACAUUUUUCUCUUUUUUUGGGAAAAUACACUUUUAUCUACCCAAAACGAAUACUUGGUUGGACUUUGGGAAGUAGCUUGACAAGUGCACUUUGAGAAGUGGACAUCUAAGCGCAAGAUGGCUCUGUGUGGCCAAACAGAAGUCCAGGCAAAGGACUACCAGAGGACAGGGAGAUGGACACUAGAUGAAUAAAUGGACGGAUGCGUCAUUGGGACUUUGAAUGCAACUGUUUAAAAAAAGAAGAAGAAAGCUGUUUAAAGUGAUUUAUUUAAAUUGUAAAGUGUUGUUUCAUUUCUCAUCUGCGGAUGAGACUGCACUACAUUGGCUGACACGAGGCGAGAGAAGAGCACUCCCAUUAUUAUGAUUAUACAGUGUACUCUAGUUUUCAGUGUGUAAGACGACAAACUACCGCUGAGAAAAAAGAAGAAAAAAAGAAGAUGACCUGGAUGGUCAUUCAGUCACAUAUAACCACAACAUCAGACAGAUUUCACUUCUCUGCUCUCCAGCUUGCUUGUAUAACAUUGUGUAUAUUGCCUUAUCUAAACAGAUGUUCAUAUGAAAUAUAUGGUGCAUUAGUACGACACUGAAA